Molecule: messenger RNA, 9025 nt
Organism: Sciurus carolinensis (gray squirrel)
Lineage: Eukaryota; Metazoa; Chordata; Mammalia; Rodentia; Sciuridae
Product: zinc finger X-chromosomal protein-like
Exons: 10
Coding region: 1960-4401 (813 amino acids)
Biological process (GO): regulation of DNA-templated transcription
Cellular component (GO): nucleus
Molecular function (GO): RNA polymerase II cis-regulatory region sequence-specific DNA binding; DNA-binding transcription factor activity, RNA polymerase II-specific; metal ion binding
Source: RefSeq, a predicted model, not a curated record
GAAGCGUCUGGGGAAAAAAUUCCGCUACAGUCAUUAGGGGGUAAGAGAGCAGGCGGAGGCUGCUAGGUACUAACACCAGAUCCCCUGCGCGGCGGCGUGUGUGCGCGGAGGGGCGUGCUCGCUCUUUUCCGCGGCCACUAUACUUGCUGUCUUGAUGAGCGCAGAGGUUUCCGGCUUCCGGCAACAGUAAAACCUUUCUUCCCUGCCUCCCGCUUCCAGCGCAUUUCUACUGAGCAACUACAGGCUGUAUUGCCAUGCUCAGGUUAUCCCUCCCCCAGGUCCGGAGGCUUUCCCUGAUACUUGCAGCCACUUGAGUUCUUCGGGGACAGAGGCGGCGGGGAACCCCAGAAAAGUGAAGUCAUAAGUAAUCAAUAGGGUGACAGAGGAGGAGGUUUUCCUAUUCUUAUUGACUCCUCGAAUAUAUGAAAAAUAAAAAUAAGACUUAAUGGAAAAAAUAUGAAUUACUCUGAUCCAGAAGAAAAGGGCGAAUUAUACAGCACGAAAACAGAGUAGAACUCUUUUCAAGAACUGUGUUUAAAUAAUUUGUGAUCUUUGGGUAGAGUUUGUUUUGGGUAAGAGUCUGAUUUUCUUAUUGGACAACUAAAUGUACUAAUGGGAUUUCCUGUGCCCCAAAUGGGCAUUACAUUUUGUUUAUUUAAAGUUCAACUUUACUAACACUUUUUAUUGCAUAGUAUACAGUUUUGCUGGGAACUCGAAGCCCAAUGUUAGCAGAUUGAAAAGAAAGAUUCUUAAACUGCAGAGCUUGACCGCAGACAGUUUGCUAGGAUAUCAUGGGAAGAGGAAGUUUCCAUUUGCAUCACUAGGAAAAUGCAUAAUGGUGUUUUGAUUAGUUUAUUGAAGGAUAGGUAAGAUUUGUUAGGUAGAGUUAGGAGAAGGAAAAGGGGUAUUACAACAGUGAAACGUUUUCAGCAGACUUCUUAGUUUGGCUAAAGCUGAUGGUAUAUAUUGUAAAGUGGUAAAAUUUCAGACCAGAAAAGCUUGUGAUUGUGCAUGUAGCAGAACGGUGGCACACCUGAACUGUUAGUAGUCAUUGUUAGCAGUUCUGACUCAAGUUUGAAACUGUUCAAACUUGAGGAAUUAUGAGAGCUGGUACUAAAUUGAAUGUUUUUGCUACUGAAAAAAAUUAUCAAGAAUGUGUCUUUUAAAAUAUAACCUCCUGGGUUGCUCCUGUUUCUCUGUCCUUAAGUCUCACACCAGAUGUCCAUUAUUUGCUCAUAAGUAUUACACUCAAAAUAGUUACCAAAACUCUAUUUGUCCUGGGUGAAAACUACAGGAAUAAUUUGGAUUAAGAAACAGGUUGGAAAAGCAAUCCCUGAACUUUAGAAGCUUUCAGUAUUCUCAUGCAAACCUUGUCCUAAUGAAAGUAGUCACAUCAUGAGAGUAAGUAUUCCUAUAAGCUUCUAAGUCUCAUGCUAUGACUUAGGAAAGUACUAGAUGCAGAAGUGCCAGACAACACAAAAACAUUUUUUUCCCUGGAACUUUAGAUAUGAAAAUCAGUUUUUAAUUUUCCCAGCAUGUAGGAAGUCAAAGGAGUGAUGCUCCAUGAAAAUACUGAAGGAAUCUGGAAGUUCUCAGGUUUAUUAUAACAGUCACAGCUGAGGAGAAACAGUGCAUUGCAGAAGUCUUAGAAGCAGUUUGCUAAUGCAUUCUGUUUUUUGACUGUAGAAGUAGUUGCUUUAUAUCUUAACAGCUGAAGAACUGUAAAGAAGAUAGAAUUGUAUUCUGCACAGUACAGCAGCAGAAGGAUGUUCCAGGACAGCAACAGUGGAUAUACGAGAUUAAGAUUGAUUUAGACUCAAUCGUAAGAUGACAGGAUUUCAUAGUGCUUUAAAAUGACCUGUUCCUGGGAACUGAGCAGCAGCAACAAAAAAUUCUCAGGAAACCAUUUAGGCUUGGAGUUGUUUGAAAGGGAGCUGUGACUAAUGAGCAUUAAAGGCCAUGGAUGAGGAUGAAUUUGAAUUGCAACCACAAGAAUCAAACUCAUUUUUUGAUGGAAUAGGAGCUGAUUCCACACACAUGGAUGGUGAUCAGAUUGUUGUGGAAGUACAAGAAACUGUUUUUGUUUCUAAUUCAGACAUAACUGUGCAUAAUUUUGUUCCUGAUGUCCAAGAUUCUGUUGUAAUCCAAGAUGUCAUUGAAGAUGUUGUUAUAGAGGAUGUUCAGUGCUCAGAUAUUUUAGAGGAAGCUGAUGUGUCUGACAGUGUCAUCAUUCCUGAGCAAGUACUUGAUUCAGAUGUAACCGAAGAAGUUUCUUUAGCACAUUGCACAGUUCCAGAUGAUGUUUUACCUUCUGACAUUACUUCAACCUCAGUGUCUAUGCCAGAACACGUCUUGACAAGUGACUCUAUACACGUGUCCGAUGUAGUGCGGCAUGUCGAACAUGUGGUUCAUGAUAGUGAAGUGGAAGCAGAAAUUGUCACUGAUCCUCUGACAACAAACUUAGUUUCAGAAGAAGUAUUGGUAGCAGACUGUGCCUCUGAAGCAGUCAUAGAUGCAAGUGGAAUCCCUGUGGACCAGCAAGAUGAUGACAAAAGCAACUGUGAGGACUACCUUAUGAUUUCUUCACAAGACAUUGUUUUGCCAAAUCACUCCAGACUCUUUCAUGUGGACGAUGCUGGCAAAAUAGAACAUAAUGGUUCCACUGCAGUGACAAUGGAUGCAGAGUCAGAAAUUGAUUCUUGUAAAGUAGAAGGCACUUGCCCUGAAGUCAUCAAGGUAUACAUUUUUAAAGCUGACCCUGGUGAAGAUGACUUAGGUGGAACGGUAGACAUUGUGGAGAGUGAGCCUGAGAAUGAUCAUGGAGUUGAACUUCUUGAUCAGAACAGCACUAUUCGUGUUCCUAGGGAAAAGAUGGUUUAUAUGACGGUCAAUGACUCCCAACAAGAAGAUGAAGACUUAAAUGUUGCUGAGAUAACUGAUGAGGUUUAUAUGGAAGUGAUUGUAGGAGAAGAAGAUGCUGCUGUUGCAGCAGCAGCUGCUGCUGUGCAUGAACAGCAGAUGGAUGACAGUGAAAUGAAAGCCUUCAUGCCAAUUGCAUGGGCAGCAGCUUAUGGUAAUAAUUCUGAUGGAAUUGAAAACAGGAAUGGCACUGCAAGUGCCCUCUUGCACAUAGAUGAGUCUGCUGGCCAUGGCAGACUGGGUAAACAAAAACCAAAGAAAAGGAGAAGACCUGAUUCCAGGCAGUACCAAACAGCAAUAAUUAUUGGCCCUGAUGGACAUCCUUUGACUGUCUACCCUUGCAUGAUUUGUGGGAAGAAAUUUAAGUCAAGAGGGUUUUUGAAAAGGCACAUGAAAAACCAUCCCGAACACAUUGCCAAGAAGAAGUAUUGCUGUACCGACUGUGAUUACACUACCAACAAAAAGAUAAGUUUACACAAUCACCUGGAAAACCACAAGCUAACUAGCAAGGUAGAGAAAAUCAUUGAAUGUGAUGAGUGUGGAAAGCAUUUCUCUCACACUGGGGCUUUGUUUACUCACAAAAUGGUGCACAAGGAAAAAGGAACCAACAAAAUGCACAAGUGUAAAUUCUGUGAAUAUGAGACGGCUGAACAAGGGUUAUUGAAUCGCCACCUUUUGGCAGUCCACAGCAAGAACUUUCCUCAUAUUUGUGUGGAAUGUGGGAAAGGUUUUCGUCACCCAUCAGAGCUCAAAAAACACAUGCGAAUCCAUACUGGAGAGAAACCAUACCAGUGCCAAUAUUGUGAUUAUAGAUCUGCAGACUCUUCUAACUUGAAAACGCAUGUAAAAACUAAGCAUAGUAAAGAGAUGCCGUUCAAAUGUGACAUUUGUCUUCUAACUUUCUCAGAUACCAAAGAGGUGCAGCAACAUGCUCUUAUUCACCAAGAAAACAAAACACACCAGUGUUUGCAUUGUGACCACAAGAGUUCAAACUCCAGUGAUUUGAAGCGACACAUAAUUUCAGUUCACACAAAGGACUACCCCCACAAGUGUGACAUGUGUGAUAAAGGCUUUCAUAGGCCUUCAGAACUCAAGAAACAUGUGGCUGCCCACAAGGGUAAAAAAAUGCACCAGUGUAGACAUUGUGACUUUAAGAUUGCAGAUCCGUUUGUACUAAGUCGCCAUAUUCUCUCGGUUCACACAAAGGACCUUCCAUUUAGGUGUAAGAGAUGUAGAAAGGGAUUUAGGCAACAGAAUGAGCUUAAAAAGCAUAUGAAGACACACAGUGGCCGGAAAGUGUAUCAGUGUGAGUACUGUGAGUAUAGCACUACAGAUGCCUCAGGUUUUAAACGGCAUGUUAUUUCCAUUCAUACAAAAGACUAUCCUCAUCGCUGUGAGUACUGCAAGAAAGGCUUCCGAAGACCUUCAGAAAAGAACCAGCACAUAAUGCGACAUCACAAAGAAGUUAGCCUGUCCAAAUAAGUUCACAGACUUUUGUAAAGAUGUUGCUCUUAUAACAGGAAAUUCAUUUUAAAGUCUGUCAUUCUUGUUCACGUAAAAUACCAUAUACAUCGAUUUAUGCUACUUACAAAUACUAUUAUUUGCUUCUAUUUUUCUUUACAUUUUAUUCAAAGGGUGUUCUGAAUCCUAUUCAGUUUAUUUAAUAAAUGAGGAAAGGUGGCAACAAUUAAGUUGCUUUUAAAAAAGUAAUCCUUGAUUCUAUGCUAAAUUUUCAGUAUUAGAAUCUUUACUGUUCAUUUGUUUACCUUAUUCACCUUGAUGGUACUCUGCUAAGACAAAAUAAUUUAAGAUUGGUAACUCUAAUAAUCAAUCACUUUGACCUGUUGUUUUUGACAUAAAUUUUUCACAUUAGAGACAUCUGCUAAUGUGUAAGUGGGAGAUUCUAUAGUCUGUUCAUAUUAUAAUAUGGAAAUCAUUUCCUUAUCAAUAUUUUCAGAUUACUUGACAAUGAUACUUUCUGUUUGAGCUGCUAGGAUUGCGGAUUGUGGAAUGUCAAUUUGGGUUUGUUUAAUUUUUAUUUCGCUUAUUAGGCAAAAAGUAAUUUCCAAGAAAACUUUAGCCUUUUUCAUAGUGUUUAUAUCUUUUUUUCAGCCUAACGAAGUUUUGAAAAACAUUACAGAAGAUUUUGCUCAUACUUGUUACUUGUUCUUUUUCUUUGCUUUUUUGUGUUGAAAUAGUUAUGUUCUACAAAUGAAACUUGGUGUGGGCCAAAUUUUACAGUAUUUUAGAAGUAAAUUGUGGACCUUAGUUUUGGGGUUUUUUUUGCUUUUUGUUUUUGUUUUGCAGCUUAGUAUAUAAAUGUUCCCUAAAUUUUUGGUAGGUGUGUUGCUCUUCAUGCACACAGUCCCCAGUUUAUACCUGUGAUGAAAACUGUCAAAUUUAUAAAAAUAUAAAAUAUGCAGGGAUGUAUUGAGAGUAUUUUGUAAACUUGCUGUUCAGAGAAACUAAAUUUUGGUUGAGGAAUUAGAAGGGAAAAAUAAGACUUGUAAAAGUGAAGGUAUUUUCCUUUAACUUUGGUAAUAAAAAAAUGGAAGUUAAGUGUUUUUAGACAGAACAUUUCAUAGUUUCAACUUCAGACUUAUUUAAGUUUCUGGAAGGUUAAUCCAGACAUUUGUAAUUUAGUUUUUUCUCAGAAUUCUGUGAGGGAACUGUCUUUGCAAGGAAAGUAGGACCAAAAGGAAGUUGUGUUUCCAUGUAACAGAAAGAAUGCUGAUUACAACUUAGAGUUGGCAAAUUGGUCCUGCUUUUUAUUUCUUGGUUGCCAAACCUGAAGAAGACUUAGCAUAGGAGUUGACUUUGAUUAGAAGAUAAAAGUAUUUUAAGUUCAUUAUGAAAAUCUGUUGCCUUGGAAUACAUUACCAGUUCUUUCAGGUUUGAUUUUUGAGAGUUGAUGUGUUUUUAAGCAGUCAGUGAUAUUUAUACAUAUACAUAUCAUAUACAUAUAUUAUAUAUGUAUGUAUAUGUAAUUCUGUUAAUUAGAAUAUAGUUCAUAGGAAUUUUGAAGAACAGAAAACAAUAUGUAGAUUCCUUAAAUCAGCUUUUGACCCAUACCUGGCACAUUGCAGAAGAUUAGAAAAAAAUUUCCUCAUCCUAUAAAAUCUGCCUCCUGGCUUCAUUAUGGUGCUUCAUACCAGUGUUUCUAUCUGGAUAUACCUUUAACUUUUCUCUGCCAUACUCCUAUUCAGAAGUUACAUUUGUAGGAUUAUAAGUCUAAAUGUUUGUUGUUUCAAAUGCUUUAGUCCAAUUUUAACAUGGUUUUGGAGCAUGAGAAUUUAAGCUUAAAGUCAGCUGAAGCCUUGAAAUGGAUUUUGGAAUCUCUUACGCCUUUUUUUCCUCCCUUAUGUAUCUCCACUCAGUUUUUAGUGUUAGCCAUUAUACUGUUUUUGAAAACCCUAUUUUUUGUGUGUGUGAGAAUCUUCAACCUUUUAAACCUACUUUGAAUUUGACUUUUCCCUGAAGUAGUAAAAAAGGAAAUAUUUAAAUGAAAUUAAAUUUAUGAAUCUGAAACUUACUGGUAAAUCAGUACAGAUAACUAGGUUAUUUAUGUUUUUUAAAUAAACUGAAAGAUAAAGAACACAAUACUUUCACAUAUUUCUCACAUAGUCUGGAGUAAUACAUAGUUUUGUUUUUUUUUAAGCACAAUGUUGAAACCUUUUAAAGGUAAUAAUAGUUUGGUCAGAUAAAUAUAAAAUAUAUUUGUAUAAAGAAAACAUGAAAUUGUACUUACUGUUAUAUACCAUGAUUAGUUACAGGCUCGUUUUAAUUCUUACAUUUGAUUAGCAAAGCUAAAAAUGUUGUUUCAGUUAAAAGUUUUAAGAGGUACAGAUUUUUACAAGAACAUAAGUUAUUGUUUCAUUGAAAUUGCCUAUUAAAAAUUAUAUGUCUUUUCCUCAGUACACAUUGUAAAAUACUUAAGAAAUUCGUAAAAGGAAAAUGUGACAGCUAUUGUAAAUGUGUACUUGAAAAUAAUAAGCAAAUAAAAUGGAGAAUAUUUUCUUGUUAAUAAAUGUUCAGUGUAUUUGAUAUCAGUACUAUAAACAGACUUUAUUGAGGAAAAAUUUGCAGUUUUGCUAAAUUUAAUCUCUCCUGGAAUGCAGGAUGCUUAAUUGCACUCAAUUUUUUUGUUACUUAGACACCAACACUGAUGAUCCUGUGAAUUUACAAGAGGUGGUUCAGAGUGGUUAGUAACUACUAAGCCAUUCAAUGCACAUGUUCUUAAAAUUCAUGUUUUAGCAUCUCCCUUUUCUAAGAUAAAUUUUCCUUGCAGGAAAUUAUUUUUGAGAUUUUAAUUUAUUUCAGUACAAAUCCUUUUAAUCAGUGAUGAUUGCUAAUGUCUCUGUAGCAGAAAGACCCUGUUUUGGAAUAUCUCAUUUGUGCCUUAUUCCUUUAUGCUCAAUUUGUAGUAAGAUUUUUAAUAUGCUACAUAAAAAUAUAAUUUUAAAUACUUGUCAUAGUAAAAUCAGAAACUAGAUUUACCAGGAGUCAAAAAACAAGCAGAAAAGAUUGAGACACUUGAUUAGACAUUUUUUGAGGUAAAAUUCAUGUUACAAAAGUCACUGUCUUAAAAUAUAAUUAGUGGUAUAUUUAGUACAUUCAUAGUGUUAUUCUCCUGUCUCUUAAGUGUAGAUGAUGCAAUGUAAUUGAAACGUUUUUUACUUUAAAGGUAAAAAUAGAUUGUAUUGUACUCCACUCUCUAGAAACAUGUUCACCUAACAGUUGAAAUAGUAACCUUAAAUGGUAAGAGAACAUAAAUGUCACUGGCAAGAGCAGUAAGUUAGACAAGACAAUGGCAACAAUAGAUAUUAAUACCCCUAACACACUCAGUCUGUCCUAUGGUUUCCAAUUUAUUUUGCCGGGUUUUUCUGUAUUUUCUACAAAUUGUAAGACUUGCAUGAAGAAAAACAUUAUGAUCAGUCAGUAUCAUAAAGAUGUAAUUCUUGAAAGCAGUAGCUUUUGAAGUGGGAGCCAGAGAUUACAAGUGUUAACCACAAUAUUAAAAUUUGUAUAACCUGGAAACGUAAGAAUAUAAAUCUUGAACCAAGUCUACCUCUUCUGAAUAAGAAACCACCUUAGGCCCAAAAAUCUGUUUGGUUGAUUGGUUGGUUGGUUUUACCAUAGUAAGAAAAGGGUAGUUGUGGGAGAUGUAAAAAAAAAAAAAAAACUCACUUUUUUUUUUUUACUCCCUCCCGUAGUACCAGGAAUUGAACCCAGAGUCUCUCACAUGCAAGGCUGGGAUAGCAGGUAUGCACCAUCAUGCCUGGCUAAAGUUUACCAUUUUAAUCAUUUUUAAGUACAUGUAGUUUAGUAAUAAGCAUAGUCUUAUUAUGAAACAUAAAUUUCUUGCAGAGCUUAAACUAUACCCAUAACAGUAGUUUAUUUCUCCAGUCCCUUUGGAGACUUUCCAAGUAGAAUCCGAUGUAGUUUCUUGGGUUUUUUUUUAAAGACUAAACUAUAUCACUUAAUAUCCUUGUUCCUAAUCUUAGUGAAUAAGAGUUCAGUCUUUCAUCAUAAAAGUUCGAUACUAAGCAAUGUCUUUUAAAAAUAUGACUCAUAACUAUGUUGAGAUAGCUUUUCACUUUGUUGUUAAAUCUUACCAAAACCUUUUUCUACAUUAAUUACGAUGAUCAUGCCCUUCAUUUUUUGUCUGGUUUUUUUGUUAAUGUGUUACAAGAUAUUGAGGUUGAACUAUUCUUGAAUUCCAAGAAUAAAUUUCACUUGGUCAUGGUGAGCUAUGGUUUUCAUGUGAUAUUUAGUUUGCUAGUGUUUUUUGUUUGAUUAGUUCUUGGUUUUGUUUUUUGUUCUUAUUUUUUGGUAUCAGGACACAGGACUGUUUGCUUUUUGUGUGUGUUUCUUUCAGGUUUUAGAACUGAUUUCAGAGAAAAAACUGAAACAUGGGGUCCAAUAUUUGGGAAGAUUUUUUAGGAGGAUUCGUGUUUUGAUUCUUUUUAAAAUAUUUGGCAGAAAUCUCCUCCUGGUCUUGGACUUUUCUUUGUAAGAGAUUUGUAACUACUAAUUAAACCUCUUAACUAGGUUUGUUUAUUUAGAUUCUCUUAUUUCUUCAUUAUUCACUUUUGGUAGAUUGUUU